UGUGGGCUUCUCAGCUGGUGGGAGAGCACCUGGGAGGGUGGGAUCCCACAUCCAUCUGCCCACACCUAUUCCUUCUCCAGCUGUUUCUGCUCUCCAGCCCUUGUGCCUAACUACACCCAUUUUGCUGCUUUCCAGUCGGGUGCUGGAUGUGAUGGCAAAGCCUGGGGAGGCAUCUAAGCUCCAGAGGGAGUUAUAAUUACAGAAUCACAGAAUCACAGAAUGGCCAGGGUUAGAAGGGACCUCAAGGAUCAUGAAGCUCCAACCCUCCUGCCACAUGCAGGGCCACCAACCUCCCCAUUUAAUACUAGACCAGAUUGACCAGGGCCCCAUCCAGCCUGGCCUUGAACACCUCCAGGGAUGGACGGGGCAUCCACAGCCUCUCUGGGCAGCUGUUCCAGCACCUCACCACUCUCUCUGUAAAGAAUUUCCCCCUAACAUCCUACCUCAAUUUUCCCUCCCUCAACAUCAAAUCAUUUCCCCUUGUCCUGCAGUUAUCUAUCCUUUCAAAGAGUUAAUUCCCCUCCUGUUUGUAGGCUCCCUUUAGGCACUGAAAGGCUGCAAUGAGGUCACCCCACAGCCUUCUUUCCUCCAGACUAAACAAGCCCAGCUCCCUCAUUCUGUCUUCACAGGGAGCUGUUCCAGCCCCUGAUCAUCUUCAUGGCUCUCCCCUGGACCCUCUCCAACAGCUCCCCUGUCUUUUUUGUACUGGGGGUUCCAGACCUGGACACAGUACUGCAGAGGGGGCCUCACAAGAGCAGAGUAGAGGGGGACAAUCACCUCCCUGUCCCUGCUGGCCAGCCUUCUGAUGGAGCACAGGAUACCAUUUACCUUCCAAGCCACAAGAGCACGCUGCUGGCUCAUGUUUUGUUUUUCAUCUAUCAAGACUCCCAGGUCCCUCUCUCUCAAGGUCCCAGGUCCCCUGCUCUCAAGGAGCUCCUUCCAGUCUGUAAGGAUGCCUGGGAUUCCUCCAGCCCAAUGCCAAACUCUGCACUUUGCUGUGUUGAACCUCAUCAAGUUCACCCAGGCCCACCUUUCCAGCCUGUCACUCCAUCACCAAAGGCCUCCAGCUGGCCCUGCACCAGCACCCGACUUCGUGACAGCCCACGUGGUUCAACCAGAGAACCUACUGUGCCAGUAUCCAUCGCCCUUAUUAAAGAGAGCAAAAUGAGGCUGUGAAAAUCAGCUCCUUUAGUAAGAAAGGAAAUACAUUCUAAGACGGGGGUAGAAGAAGAGGAUGAGAAUGAAGCCAGGCCAUGACAAGAACGGCAGGAGGAAGAGGCAGAACUCAUAAAGGAGACGAGAAUCAUUUGACUCCUGAGCACGAGUGAGCUGAGAGAUAUGUGAAAAGACUUCAGCUGUCAUGCAGGGGAGCACUCUGACACUGGGAGAAUGGGGCCGCAAGCCUGGACUAGGCGGGCAGCAAAGGCAGGCAUCUGGGAUCCCUUUCACGGGCAGGGGGCAUUGGCAAAGCCCUUGGAAAUGAGGCACAAGCCUUCCCCUCGUGGAGGAGACUCUCUGUAAGGGCCAAGAGGGAAAGGAGUCCCUUCAAAGAAGAUCUGGUGUGUUACCCAGGCAAGCGGUCCACCGUGGGGAAAGGUGUGCCUGAGGGCACCAGCUCUUCUGGAGGUGAUGCAUAAUGCUGAAAAAAGAGGGGAGAUACAGACUGGCUGUUGGCCGGCAAUUGCUGAUUCUGAGGGUGGGGACGCACUGGAACAGUUGCCCAGGGCUGCUGCCAUCUUGCUUGGGAGCCUGGGACGCAUUCCGCCCCGAGGGGGUAACCGUGAUGUCACAGUGGUGGCAGGGAGCGGCCAUUGUGACCCGCGGGGCUGGGAGCAGAGCAAAGGCUGCCGGGCUCAGAGCGUGGUCAGUGCGGCCUGGUGAGGUGCAGAGAGAGCAGGGACUCUUCAAGUGCUCACCGUUGACGCGCAACAUGUCCAGUAGGAAGCGGAAGGCCCCCGACUCCGGGGAGCAAGUGUGCAUGCUGUGUCGCCGGGCGGAUGUCGACCCGAACAUCUGCGGGCGCACCUUUGCCAAGAGUGACCUUUGCGUGCAUGAGUUCUGCUUGCUUUUUUCUUUGAAGAAAAACACAUUCUUUGAAGAAAGCGACCCCUGGGAGGAAACGCUGUGCCUCCCCGUUGAGACCAUCAGAUGCAGAAUCAAGCAGGCGGACCAGAAGCAAUGCUUCGUUUGUGGCGAGAGAGGAGCCGCCAUCAGCUGCGCAGAGAGAGGCUGUGCACGCAGCUUCCACCUGCCCUGCGCCGCGGACGGUGAAUGCGUCACCCAGUUCUUUGGGCAGCACAGGUCCUUCUGCUGCGAGCACCGCCCGCGACAGGCAGCGGAGGCAGCUCCACCCCAAGGCACCGACUGCGUCAUCUGCCUGGAGCCCCUGGAGGACAGCACGUCCUACCAGACCCUGUGGUGCCCAGCAUGCAAGCACACCUGGUUCCACCGCCGCUGUGUCCAGGGGCAGGCCACGAACGCCGGCACCAUGUGCUUCCAGUGCCCCAUUUGUCAAGACACGGAGCAAUUCCGUGCAGAAAUGUCCACUCUGGGGAUCCAAGUCCCAGUCAGGAGACCAUCUUGGUGGGACGACAACACCUACCCAUCACUUCUGCGGAGGCACAGGCGCUGCGAUGUCAGCAAGUGCCUUUACCCAGGAGGCAGGGAGCAGGCAGAGGUGAAUGGGCCCUGGCAGCUGCUGCUCUGCAGCUCCUGUGCUGCAGAAGGGACCCACCGACAAUGCUCCUACCUGAGCAACAGAGUUAACAGCUGGGAGUGUGACAGCUGUGCUGGCAUAGGCACCGCCUCCAGCAGCAACACAGAGCGCGCCGGACCCAGCACCAACACGGAGCGCGCCGGCCCCAGUACUUCCAGCCAAGGGGCUCCGGAGCCUCCCCAUGGCUCCCAGGGACCGGAGAACAUCAGCUCCGGCUCCAGCAGCCAGGCAGCAUCAGGCCCCUCACACCGGUCCCAGCUGCCUGAGAACAGACGCCUGCCCAGUGAGCCUGGGACACGGCAGAGAGCAAUCGGCCCACGCCUCCCUGAGGAUCAGGAGGCAUCUCUGCGGCGCCGAGGACGCCGUGGGAGCGGCCGUGCAACAGCCCUGCGCACCAGCAGCAGCUCCUGCAGGUCCACCCGACAGAGGGCACCACGGCCCUCCAGCAACUCCCCGGUGGCUGCACCCAGAAGGAGCCCUAGGCAGCAGGGGACGGGCCGGGCACGAAGCCGCUCCCCGCUUCAAGAUCGGGCCUCACGUUCCCAGAGCCGGCCCAGAAGAAGCCGUGGCAGCAGACAAAUGCCACGCCGAGCUGCACAGAGCAGCACGCUCUGCUCAGCCGCCCCAGUGACAUCGAGGCCCUCGAGGGGUUCCCCGCUGCUGGGACACAGAAGACCCUCCAGGCAGCAAGGGAGGGCCCACACAUGA
Molecule: messenger RNA, 3424 nt
Organism: Tympanuchus pallidicinctus (lesser prairie-chicken)
Lineage: Eukaryota; Metazoa; Chordata; Aves; Galliformes; Phasianidae
Product: PHD finger protein 7-like
Exons: 9
Coding region: 1637-3424 (595 amino acids)
Cellular component (GO): nucleus
Source: RefSeq, a predicted model, not a curated record